AUGCUACCGCGUAAGUUCCACCUCAGCCUCCUCAUCCUUUCCAUGUUUCUGUUUGCUGGUUUCACCAAUUCAAGUCAUGCGGAAGUGGAAAGUAUUCAAAUCCACCUUUUUGGGUUCGUCAAUGGUGAUGACGCCCGACAGAUUCGACGUUUAUUAAAACCUUGGGCUAAUCCGGAAGAUGUGAGUUUCUACGCGCCUGUCGAUAAAAAUGGGCUCAAACGCCAUUUUACAACCAUCGUUGAAGUCACCCCACGACGGGGCAAGAAUCCGUACAACGAGGGUCGUACUUUUGACAUUUAUGACAUUAUCCGUCAACUGAGCGAUCAACGCUUUCGAGGCAGUCAAACCGGGGGUCGAGCUUGGGUUACCAAAUCUGAAGCGACAGUCACCGGCAAUAUCUACGCACACCCGGGCUUUUCACGGAGCUACAUACGCAACGUUCCUUUUUGGCGACGUUGGCGUGCUGACACAUCAGAAAUCAAUCAUGCAAUGGUUGUUAGUCCGGACCAGAAGGUCGUCUUUAGUGGUGAUGAUAAAUUUGAUGAAUUAAUACAAGAGGCAAACCAAGGCGUUAAUGGGGUCGAAGUCAAAGGACAGAUUGUUGGUUUUGAUGGGGUCUACCCCGUUAUAUCCGUCCGAGAUUUUCGGGUUGAGUACCUAGUUGAACCGAGUAUGAAAGAGGAAGCCAACGAGGCAGAGGAGACCCCAAAACGAGAGCUCGAAUAUCUCAAAAAGGCUGAAGAUACUGACAAAUAG
Molecule: messenger RNA, 756 nt
Organism: Geodia barretti
Lineage: Eukaryota; Metazoa; Porifera; Demospongiae; Tetractinellida; Geodiidae
Source: the annotation of a GenBank genome assembly